AUGCCUCAACGACGCCGUCUUGUUCUUCUUCUUUACUUGGGCGUCUCUGUUUCAAGUUCAAUGAUGAACUUGUUCUUCGUUCAUCUCCAGGCAGUGCAACUAGUGGAGGAGUGGAUUCCUGCUCGUCUUCACUCCUUUUCACGCAUGGAAGCCCAGGCCGAAUCCCUCCUCGGAAACCUCUCCCCGCCGCCGAGCUGCAUCGUCGCAGAUAUCAGCCUGCCGUACACCGCCACUCUUGCGGCGAAGUUCGGGAUCCCUCGAUUCAGCUUCCAAGGGUUCGGCUGCCUCUGCCUCCUGACCGUCCGUUUGAUCUGUCUCCAUCCUGAAGAAAUCGACACCUCCGACUCAGAUUCAGAUUACUUCUCCCUAACCGGACUCCAUCGAAUCAAGUUCACUAGAAAUCAGCUACCCAUCCGGAUCAGGAAGGAGAACAGAGGGAUCGGGGUUCAGAUGCUAAAAGCGGAAUCGGAAUCUAACGGAGUGAUCAUGAAUAGCUUUGAAGAGCUGGAGACAGAGUAUAUCGAGGAAUUGAAGAAAGGGGAAGGCGGGAAUGGGAAAAUCUGGUGCGUCGGCCCCGUUUCACUAACCACCGGCGACCAAUUGGACAGAGGCGGAAGCAGAGUAGGAGAUUCUGCAAUCAUCGAUUGGCUUGAUUCGAAGGAUACCCAUUCAAUAAUCUAUGUAUGCUUCGGAUCUACGUUUAAUCCGAAGCCGGAUCUGCUGAUCGAGCUUGGAUUAGGUUUGGAAGCGUCAAACCAGCCUUUCAUCUGGGUAAUCAGGGGAAACUCGAAGGAAAACUCCGGCGAGCUUCAGAACUGGAUUGCGGGAAGCGGAUUCGAAGAGAGGACCGCCGGGAGGGGAUUGCUGGUCCGAGGGUGGGCCCCUCAGGUAGCGAUACUGUCUCAUCGAGCCGUCGGAGGGUUUCUGACGCACUGCGGGUGGAACGCGACGGUCGAAGGGAUCAGCGCCGGAGUGCCGCUGAUAACGUGGCCGUUGCUCGGAGACCAGUUUGUGAACGAGAAGCUGGCCGUCGAAGUGCUGGGGAUCGGGGUUAGUCUGGGAGUGGAGCAGCCGGUGAUGGUGGAUUGGGAGGAGGUGGAAGCGUCUGCGGCGGUGGUGAAGAGGGAGGAUGUGGUGAGGGCGGUGGAGAGAGUGGUGGGCGGCGGCGAGGAAGGUGAAGCGAUGAGGAAGAGAGCGACGGAGCUUGCCCGGAUGGCGCGGCGGGCGGUGGAGUGCGGCGGAUCUUCUUAUGAGAAUGUUACGAGGCUGAUUGAAGAUGUGAAGAAAUAUCAAAAGAGGGAAAUAAGGUGA
Linum tenue is the source of this 1311-nucleotide messenger RNA. Lineage: Eukaryota; Viridiplantae; Streptophyta; Magnoliopsida; Malpighiales; Linaceae. The record is from the annotation of a GenBank genome assembly.